This is a messenger RNA of Talaromyces rugulosus, 471 nucleotides long. RefSeq lists its product as uncharacterized. Bases 1 to 471 code for a protein of 156 amino acids. NCBI's taxonomy places the organism in Eukaryota, Fungi, Ascomycota, Eurotiomycetes, Eurotiales, Trichocomaceae. The transcript has a single exon. The record is from RefSeq and is a predicted model, not a curated record.
AUGACUGUUCAAAACGUACCUCAGCAGCCCAUUAUUGCCUCCGCUCCCGCGGUAGGGAAACGGCCAACGCCUACAUCUCAUCUACGCAUCGCGCGACCAUGCCGGGAUCUGGAAGUGGCGCGCCGAUUCUGGGUCGACGGAUUGGGCUUGAGCACGCUGUGGCGGAGUCCUCCGGCUAGCGAGACCGAGGGCGGCCAUGAGCUGCUCAUGGUGGGAUGGCCUGGUGCUGCAUGGCAUGUUGAACUGGUCCAAGUUCUCGAAGCCGAAAUGAAACCAACUCCUUCAGAAGAAGAUCUACUUGUUCUAUAUGUCGAUGGGCAGAUCGAUUCCGCUUUGGUCGAGAGCCUAGUUCAAGCAGGUGGAAGGAGAGUGUCGCACUCGAAUGAAUACUGGAACAAAUGGGGCGUGACAAUCGCUGAUACGGAUGGCUACUUGGUGGUAUUGUGUAUGCGAGUGUGGGAAACCCAGUGA